AUGUUGCUAAUACUCAACGGUUGUCGGAAAUUCACGGAUUUGAAUGACUCUGAAAUGGAUCAGUUGGCAUACCAGUAUUGUAUUGGUGAUAACGAUAAUGCAAAGGUGAUGCUUGCUGACUUAUCGUGCAUUGUUGGCCCAUCAUUUAAAAUGGAACCUGAGCAUGAAAGCGUUUGUGCAGCUGCAGCUGAAGUCGAAUACGGUAAAGUGGUAUUCGAACACGAUGCAACGGCAGCGUGA
This is a messenger RNA of Cercopithifilaria johnstoni, 240 nucleotides long. Lineage: Eukaryota; Metazoa; Nematoda; Chromadorea; Rhabditida; Onchocercidae. The record is from the annotation of a GenBank genome assembly.